AUGGCUAAUCAGAAGAAACCCGAAUGGCCGAAGCUCCGGUACGGGGAUGGCGAGUGCAAACGCUGCCGGGAACUUGAUAAGCUGAAGCUGAAACCCAAGCCCGAUGACCUCGAUUAUAUAUGGCAGGAUGACGAUUUCGAGGGCGACGAAGAACUGAUGCUAAGGGUCAUCCAUUACAGGAGGAAGCGUAACGUGACCGGUUGUUUCGAUGUUGAUUGCCCUCCAUCGUCCCAUUGGGGCCGACUUUACCCACGAGAACAUUAUUCCAUGCGUGUUCGGGACUAUGACAAGAGGCUUAAGACGUGCGUAAAAUUCGUGAUCGACACAUACAAUGAACAAAAGGGUCAGGAUUUGAUCCUACUCAGCAUCUUGAACGUAUGCAUCCAGCGUGUUUGUCGCUAUUAUAUAUUCUAUGUAACUUUCGAAGGCUUCAACGAGUCAGAUGAGAGUAGUAAGAGUUACGUUGGGACUUACCAAACAAUGGUGUCUUGUGCGUCUUGGACGUUUGGCGAGUAUGAAAUUUGCGUCUUCAGGAGGUGUAGUAACUCAACUUGCAAAGAUGAGGAUUUGUUACCACCUGAUUCCUCUUACGAAGAAAGAACAAGGGUAAAGAAAGAGCUGAUGUGGACCUUGGCUUGA
Linum trigynum is the source of this 639-nucleotide messenger RNA. The record is from the annotation of a GenBank genome assembly. Lineage: Eukaryota; Viridiplantae; Streptophyta; Magnoliopsida; Malpighiales; Linaceae.